AUGGAGGUGUUUAAAAGGGCCAUAAUACAGCCUGGUCCUCCUGAAAGUUUUGCUUUGCAGACUGUUCAAGAAGUAAUAAAGCCUCAGAAACAAACAAAAUUGGCCCAAGAUGAGAAUCUGUUCCUAGAAAACAUUCUACGGCUGUUACUUCAAGAAUUCGUGUCGGCAGCAUUUCAGUGUGGGGAGAAAGUAAUGCAAUACGGGCAAUCAAUUGAUGCCAAUGAAACUGCCCAGGGCCACAUUCCUCGCCUUCUUGAUAUAGUGCUAUAUCUGUGUGAGAAGGAACACAUUGAAGGAGGAAUGAUUUUUCAGCUGUUGGAAGACUUAACAGAAAUGUCUACAAUGAAAAACUGCAAGGAUAUUUUUGGCUAUAUAGAGAGUAAACAAGAUAUAUUGGGAAAGCAAGAACUUUUCGCUCGAGGAAAACUUGUGAUGCUGAGAACCUGCAAUCAACUCCUUCGCCGUCUUUCAAAGGCAAAUGACGUGGUCUUUUGCGGAAGAAUUCUCAUGUUUCUGGCUCAUUUCUUUCCAUUAUCCGAGCGAUCUGCCUUAAAUAUCAAGGGAGUUUUUAACACAUCGAAUGAAACAAAAUACGAGAAAGAACCCAUAGAAGGCAUAUGCAUUGAUUUCAAUUUUUAUGAAACUUUUUGGGGCUUACAGGAAUAUUUUUCUAACCCUGCUUCUAUUAAUCAUUCUCCAAUAAGGUGGAAAAAAUUCACCUCCAGUUUGUCGGUUGUACUGAAUACAUUUGAAGCACAACCUCUAAGUGAUGAAGAAGGAGAUGCUAAUAAUUUGGAAGAAGAGGCAGUUAACUUUAGUAUCAAAUAUCUCACAAGCAGUAAACUAAUGGGUCUAGAGUUGAAGGAUCCAAGUUUUCGACGUCAUGUUCUUCUGCAGUGUCUCAUAUUGUUCAAUUAUUUAAAGGCCCCUGGAAAAGGUGAUAAGGAUUUGCCAUCUGAAAACAUGAAAGAUGAGAUUACAUCGUGUGAAGAACGUGUUAAAAAACUUAUUGAACUGACUCCACCCAAAGGGAAAGAGUUCCUUCACAAAAUUGAGCAUAUAUUAGAACGAGAAAAGAAUUGGGUAUGGUGGAAACGUGACGGCUGCCCACCAUAUGAGAAACAACCUGCGGAGAAGAAAGCGGUACCAGAUGGUUCGAAGAAGCGUAAGCCAAGAUGGAGAAUGGGCAACAAAGAACUGUCUCAGUUGUGGAAGUGGGCAGAUCAAAAUCCGAAUGCUUUAACUGAUCCUCAGCGUGUUCAAACACCUUCAAUUAUGGACUACUGGAAACCCUUGGCUGAAGAUAUGGAUCCUUCUGCUGGAAUAGAAGCUGAAUAUCAUCACAAGAAUAACCGGGUUUAUUGUUGGAAAGGUCUUCGGCUUUCUGCACGACAAGACUUGGAGGGAUUUUCUAAGUUUACUGAAUAUGGAAUUGAAGGGGUUGUACCACUAGAACUUUUGCCACAAGAUGUCCGAUCUAAAUACCAAGCGAAACCAAAUGACAGAAGUAAACGUAGUAAAAAGGAAGAGGCAAAAAACAAUGCUCAUCAAGUUGAGGAAAAUCAGAUUGCUGCUACACCUGCAACUGAGAUGGAUGGUGAAAGCAUUAGAACAGAUACCACAGCAACACCUAUGGAAUUCGAUGCUGUUCCUAUCCCUGGUUCUCAAGGUGGAACCUCAACUUCCGACGAACUUCAAAAGAAUAGCCCUGAUACUGAUAACGAUCCAGAAGCGGGUCAAUUGGAAGCAGAUGCUGAAGUCGAAGCCGGAAUUAUAGAUGAGAAUGAUGCAGAUGCAGAUGCUGAUGCUGAUGUUGAUUUAGAUGCAAGUGGCUGA
Molecule: messenger RNA, 1836 nt
Organism: Vicia faba (fava bean)
Lineage: Eukaryota; Viridiplantae; Streptophyta; Magnoliopsida; Fabales; Fabaceae
Source: the annotation of a GenBank genome assembly